CAGAGUUUAGAACGCACACAUUCAACAAGCGACAGCAACAGAAGGACAUUUACACACUACUGGACUAGACUGGAUUACAAAACUUAAUAACAACACCUUUCUGGUGCCAUUCUAUCCGCUUUGACACACACUGACGCACUAAAUAGUGGUUGCCAAUGUAACUAAGUCAGUUUAAAAGUAUCAGUUCAUUUCUCUUUACAUUUUUUAUCGCGUUUCACGUCGUCAUAAUUUAUUUCGCUAAUCAUAUGUGACAUUUUACGAGACAUACAGUAUUGCUGGUACCAUGGCUGAAGCAGCCCAGAACCAGAUGGUCGAGAUCGACCCGGACUUCGAGCCGCUAUCCAGACCCCGCUCGUGCACUUGGCCGCUGCCGCGACCGGAGUUCCCCAACCCAGCAGCCGCCGACUCCAACACAUCGUCCCCGGCUCCGUCCGUCAAGCAGGAGCCGUCCAGCAACACGGACUUUAUCAACAACCUCAGUCUGCUGGAAGAGAAUGAGGACUAUCCCGAUCAGAAACCGCUCAUGUGCGGAGAUUUCCAGUGCCAAGAGGGUUGCGUCCACCAGCAGCAGCACCAGCAGCAGAUCCCGAGUCACCAGCAACAGGUGCCCGUGCUCUCCUCUCCAGUGGCCGCUGCCGCAGCCGCCGCCGCCGCCGCCGCGCAGCGCAAGAGCAGCUCGUCCCGACGCAACGCCUGGGGGAAUAUGUCAUACGCGGACCUGAUCACCAAAGCCAUCGAGAGCUCCCCCGAAAAGCGGCUCACUUUGUCUCAGAUCUACGACUGGAUGGUGAAAAACGUCCCUUAUUUUAAGGACAAGGGGGACAGUAACAGCUCUGCUGGUUGGAAGAACUCGAUCAGACACAACCUGUCCCUGCACAGUAGGUUUAUCCGUGUGCAGAAUGAGGGCACAGGCAAGAGCUCUUGGUGGAUGCUCAACCCUGAAGGAGGAAAGAGCGGCAAGUCUCCUCGACGCCGAGCCGCCUCCAUGGACAACAACAGCAAGUUUUCCAAGAGCAGAGGACGAGCAGCAAAGAAAAAGCUGGCUCUUCAGGGUGGGCCUGAGGGGGGUGCAGACAGCCCUGGCUCUCAUUAUGGCAAGUGGCCUGGCAGUCCGAACUCCCACAGCAACGACGACUUUGACGCUUGGACGGCUUUCCGUCCUCGCACCAGCUCCAAUGCCAGCACUCUGAGUGGGCGUCUCUCGCCCUUCAUUGAUGAUGAACUCGGCGAUUCUGAUGUCCACAUGGUCUACCCAGGCCCUGGUACAGGGUCCAAAAUGACCUCCACCCUCCCUAGCCUGUCCGAAAUGGCUGGUUCUCUGGGCCACAACGGCUCUGAGAAUGUCAUGGAGAACCUUCUGGAUAACCUCAACUUGCUCUCACCUAAGAACCCAUCAGUGGGGUCGGCAGGAGGGCCUGGGUCAGGAUCCAACCAGUCCUCGCCCUCCUCACUCAUGCAGGCCAGCCCUGGUUACUCCCCCUACAGCUCCCCAGGUUUAGCUGCGGUCAACCAGCAAACCCAACAAGACUAUCGUAAGUGUCUCUAUGGCCAGGCAGGAAUGAGCAGCAUGUCCUCAAUGCCAAUGCAGCCUCUGCCAGAAACCAAGCCUGGCUUUGGUCCGGGUCCAGGAUCCAUGAGCCAGUUUAACUGCACAGCAGGGCUUUUGAAGGAGCUUCUGACAUCUGACGGGGAGCCUGGAGAGCUCAUGCCCUCGGUGGAAACUGUUGUCUCCCAGUCAAGUGGAGGUGGUGGAUGUAUGCUGCCCCCUUACAGCAGUGCACGGAAUGAACUUAUGGGAGGUGGGGUAUCUCACAACCACGCCCUCUCCCAUCCCCACAACAUGCACGGACAAGCCCCACCCACAUCAUUGGCAAUGAACGGGCGAACGCUGCAUCACUUGACUAGCAUUGGCCACAGCGGCGCUGCAGGACGCCUGGGAAGCAUCAAAUCAGCCAUGCAGAUGCAGUAUAGAGGCUCUGCCCAUCUUGGGGGUGGGCUCCCACCUUACUGCAGUGUCAACAGCAAUGGAUAUGGCCGCAGCCCAGGGCUGAUGCCCCAUCAGCAGCAGCAACACCUGGAGAAGCUGCCCAGUGAUCUCGAUGGGAUGCCCGUGGAGCGUUUCGAAUGCGAUGUGGAGUCCAUCUUGCACGACACGCUCAUGGAUGGAGAGUCGCUUGACUUCAACUUUGACCCCAUGGCCACUCAACAGAGUUUCGCACCUCACAGUGUAAAGACCACCACGCACAGCUGGGUGUCUGGGUAAAAACUCUCCAUUUCAACUAAAGAACAGCAACACUGAGUGGCUGUAUACACCCAUCCUAACCUCUCAUGAACCCCUGUCAAGGAUGCAGCCUCCAUUAUUACUUCUUCUUUAGCAGAGGUGGUGCGAUACGACCUCACACUGCCAAGCAAAUGGGCUCAAUAUGGAGCUAAUUUUCAAGGACACUUUUUCUCAGACAUUGGGACUUAAAUUCAAACCAAGUGCCAAACCAGGUGCCUGUGAGCCAUAGCCAAAUUUACAAGCUUUAUUUUGUUGCCUUUUUCUCUCUGUAGAGAACCAGUGGUCAAAUCAGGACGGCUACAACCUGAGGCCCUUACAUCUGCUGCAACACACAAAUAAACCAUUGUCCACACAAUUUUCUGUAAUGUUUUUACAGCCACAUCCAAUAUGGGCAAACUGUGAUAAAGUAGAACCACCAAAUCCAACACCAGGCACCACACAUGCACAUACGAUACACCUUGAAACAGUGAUAUGCAUGGUAAUAGCUCUCUUUCAAAUGUCGUGUUGUCAGUUCAAUGUGCUACCCUGCAAUUUGCAUUGAGGGUUAUAAUGCAUUCAUGCUGUGCUUCAUGGAGACUCCAUGACUGGCCUUAUCGGGAAGAUCUGGAACAGUUGUAGAUGAAAGCCGGGAACGACUGUAAAUAGAUUUAUUUAGAAAAGGUCUUGCACAAACAGGACCUCGAAAAAGUUAGGGAAAUUUUCGCAGACUAGUUGAACUAUGUCGCACUCAGCACAUCGUAACACUUUCGUUUCUGUCACGUCGGUGUAUUUGACAUCGAGCAGAUGUACUACAUUUAUAAAGAGCGUGUUACUUUUAAUUGGUGUACAUAGAGUUUACACAAUGAUAUUAACAAUCAGGGCAACAAAUUUAAUGUUGUUUUGUACAUUUGAAAGAAACUGGAUUUGACAUUUUACAUAUUGGUGGUCUUACAUGAAAGGGUGUUUCUCAUCUGAAUUGUAUACAUCUUUCCACGUCUUUUUUCAAAGGCAUAUAAAGUAGAAAUAUUGAGGGUUUCCUUUUAUUUUGUAUUAUCAGAAUUGUCGUUAUUGCUGUUUAUUCCUGGCUUCAGUUUGAUAAUAAGCUGUGUAUAAUGCAUUUCAGCAGAGGGCCCUCAAGGGACAAAAUAUUUCACUAGUUUAUUUUUACUUUGAAAAAGUGCAUUGUGAGCUAAAUUUCAAACCUUGAAAUUUUGAAAAAUUGUUGAAUUUGCUUUUAAAGGGAUAGUACACCAAAAAAUUAAUUCUGUCACCAUGUACUCUCCUCUAUGUUGUUCCAAACCUGUAUUACUUUAUUUCUGUUGAACUCAAAAAUAGAUAAUAGCAGAACACAACAAUCAAUAACAAUCGCUUUCAUUGUAUGUAAAAAAAAAACAUGCAGUGAAAGUGAAUGGUGACUGAGACUCCUAUUCUGCCAAACAGUGUUCCAUGGAAAAAAAGAAUGUCAUAUGCGUUUGGAACAACAUGAGGGUGAGUAAAUGAUGACAGAAUUUUUAAUUUGGGUGAACUAUCCCUUUAAGUAUUGCUCACAGGGUCCCUAAUGCCUCAGGGCCUUGUGGCAGUGGCUGAUAUUGUAGUUUAGACUACAGCGCAAGGAGACUCUCUUGCAUUCGCCACCAUAUUGAAUCUGUUCCUGUAGUUAUUCUACAGUCCUCUGCCUUUAAGAAAGUGUAGAGAGUUUUUGACUUAUUAUUUAUUAGGCUGAAGAAGUGAUGUGAUUGAAUCAUAUCACAGUGUAUCAUUUACACUUUUAUCAUAUUUGUAUUUUAUUUCUCUUCUCUCGCAAAUUUCAGGCACUGUGAUGUAUACGUACUAGUUUUGAGAUGAUUUUCCAAGUUUGUUCUGCCUCAAAAACAUCUCUUGGACUCACAGUAUACCCAUAUUUCUCUCUCUUUCUUGACCUUUGUUUUUUUAUUUGCACAUGGAUAUCUCCCUCCCUUUACUGCAGAUUUCAACAGAUUUGGUUAUUUUGCACCUAUAUGCAGACAUUUAAACGUUGCAAACUGGCAAGUGAAAAUUGAAUCAGGGUGCAAGUAUCAUUGAUAAUUCAUGGAAGAAUUGAAAUGAUUCAAAAUGAUUUCUUGAGUAGUGUUAUAAAACAGACGUUGAAGACAUUUUUACGCUUUGUAGAUUUAAACGUGAGGUGCUGACUAUUUGCAAAUUUUUUAUGAUGAUUUAUGUUAAUAAAGAGAAGUUUGCUAUAAUUUGGGGACACUAACAAUGUGUCCUAACUAGGCGUAUCAUGAUAAAACCUCACUUCCAUGUAAAUCUGAGGUUUUUUUUUACAGAUAACUUCUAAACUUUUAAAGAUAAACCUACCGUGAGCUUCGAGGUUGUUAAUCGAUGUAUAUGCUUCUUAUGUUCUUUCUGAUUGGCGGUGAUUCUGUGGCAUCAUGCAGAAUUUUCACCAUCAGUGUGGAAUAAUUACUUGUUGAAAAGUUGUCCCGCCUGGUUAGGACAUGGUGUUAGUCAGUCUUAGAAAGAUUGCCAGACAUCUGUUAAAUUCACAUACAACGUACAUCUCACGUCAUUAAAUUAAUAUCAAUUAUACCUCUGGCCCACACUGCCUCAGUCAACACAGGGAGAAGACCAUAUAUGUUUUACAAAAAUGACUGCGUCCACCUUGAUUAUCCAUAAUGCACAAAACCUGACAUGCAUUUGCUUUGUGAAUUUAGCAGGUGGCCCCACCUAUGCACAUAUGUGUACUUUGAUGAUAAGUAUUCUACCGAUUUUUAGAUAUUUGAUAUUUCAUGUUUUAUAGAGCUGUGGAGUUGAGUUAAUGUCGCUUGCUAGUUCAUAGUUCUGACGAAUAUGAAGUAUAUUUAGAGAGUAGAAGAUAAUUGACAUGCAAAACUUUUUAUACACUGACUGUUAUCCUUGUAUUUAGCAGCAGUUUGUAGGAAAAAAAUAUGUAUAAUUGAAAACAAAUUUGGAAAAAAAAUUGUCUUCUUUUCUUCGGAUUGUGGAGUUUGGACCAAUUUUUAUUGAAAAACGAAAAACUAUAAAUUAAGAUAUUGCACUUUUUCCAUAAAUGUAAAGAUUUCUCUUAAAGGGAGAAGAUAGAAUUGAAGAUGAUCUAUUUUGAAACAAACUGUUACAUUUAUGCACAAAAUGAUUUGAUUCACAAUCAAAAGAUGAUAUAACUAAAGGUGCAAUUUGUUUAUGCAGUUGAGAAAGAAUAUCUAUAAGAGAGAAACGAUAUUGUUUGAAGACAUUGUUAUGCUGACAUGCCAAUACUGACAUAUACAGUAUAUAUAUAAUAUCUUCAUUCUUUUAGUUUGUCAGCUGUAAGUAAACAGUUUGUGAAAUGUGAGACCAUUGGCCUCUGGUUUUGUUCUUGAUGCCUGUUGUGCUUGUAUUCCCACACAAGAAACAUGUUGUCACUGUAAAAAGCCACAUGUAUAUAAAUUAUGUUAUAUAAAGAUGAAUCCAAUUGA
This is a messenger RNA of Myxocyprinus asiaticus (Chinese sucker), 5715 nucleotides long. RefSeq names its product forkhead box protein O1-A. Gene Ontology annotation, molecular function: RNA polymerase II cis-regulatory region sequence-specific DNA binding; DNA-binding transcription factor activity, RNA polymerase II-specific. Gene Ontology annotation, cellular component: nucleus. The transcript has 4 exons. Lineage: Eukaryota; Metazoa; Chordata; Actinopteri; Cypriniformes; Catostomidae. The record is from RefSeq and is a predicted model, not a curated record. Gene Ontology annotation, biological process: regulation of transcription by RNA polymerase II. Bases 284 to 2263 code for a protein of 659 amino acids.